UCUGAUCCACUUCCUCAAGAUGGCAAGCAAGCCUCUAGAUCACUUCAUCAAGGCGAUGAGGCCUAUCGAGAAGCAACUGCAAGACUCCUACCAUAACCUCGACAAGAAGUGGAAAGACCCCAAACACCCUGGCCAAUUCUUCAUGCUAAUGAUACUCGACGGGUGUUUCAUGCUUGAAGUGAUGCGCAUGAGAGAUGAGAACUAUAGAAAAAAGAGGUAUGCCACACAUGAUCCCGUUUUUAGCAGUUAUGGAGUGAACCAUAGGUUGCCUUAUAUCAAGAGGGACAUGUUGGUGAUGGAAAACCAGCUACCUCUUCUAGUUCUAAAGAAGCUGCUUGAAGUCGAAGGCCUUCAAAGUGACAUGGACGAUGUCUCCAUUAACGAGAUGAUACUCCAGUUCUUUGGGGUGAAGGCUAAGACAACAGGCCUGGGCCUCCAUCCGCUCGACGUGUAUCGGAAGAGCUUGCUCCAUGGUACACCACCGUGGCUACCGCUACCACCCAUCCCAAGCCAGAGCUUCGAGGUCCUCAGGUCAGCCGUGGAGCUCCGCGAGUCUGGAGUCAAAUUCAGGAAAAGCAAUAGCACUAGCCUUGCUGACAUCGACUUCAAGGACGGCGUACUGAGCCUCCCACCCAUUGAGGUCGAUGACAACACCGACAGUAUGUUACUCAACAUCAUGGCCUUUGGGCACCUCCAUGUUGGCACCGGCAGCUAGGUCACCUCCUACGUAUGCUUCAUGGACGAGGUCAUUGACUCGGCCAAGGACGUGAGUCUCCUGCACCGAAAAGGCAUCACGCGAAAUGCAACAGGGAGCGAUAAGUCUGUCGCCGAGCUCUUCGGGAGGCUCUCCGAGGAAGUGACAACGGAUCCACACUGUAGGCUUCGAUAUGUGCGACUGCAGGUGAAUAAAUACUGCCAGAAGAAGUGGCAUAAUUGGCGAGCCGUUUUACGGCACCAAUAUUUCAAUACCCCAUGGUUUGCCAUCUCACUUGCAGCCGCCAUACUUAUUAUUUUUCUUACCGCCGUCCAGACCUCUUGUAGCAUCUACCACUGUCAGCACACAAAGAGCAAAUCCUAGUGGUGGACCACAUCCUUCUGGUGCGAUAACAUUGGAGAAUAAUGCUACGAAGUCUGCGUUCUGGUAUGUCGUGUGCCUAAAAUAUAUGCUUGUGCGUAAAUUUGAAGACUAUCCCGGGUUCACUGAGUGGAAUUGAUGGUGUUCGAGUUUCCACAUUCCGUUUCUCUCGAGUUGGUUUGUACUUGCGAGUCUUGGUCUUGUCUAUGUUUUGUUUGAUUGGGAUUUGAUGUUCUGCUGAUGUCAAAUAA
This is a messenger RNA of Elaeis guineensis (African oil palm), 1326 nucleotides long. RefSeq names its product UPF0481 protein At3g47200-like. The record is from RefSeq and is a predicted model, not a curated record. Lineage: Eukaryota; Viridiplantae; Streptophyta; Magnoliopsida; Arecales; Arecaceae.